Pseudonaja textilis is the source of this 5496-nucleotide messenger RNA. NCBI's taxonomy places the organism in Eukaryota, Metazoa, Chordata, Lepidosauria, Squamata, Elapidae. The record is from RefSeq and is a predicted model, not a curated record.
CGGUCACGUGACUGGGGUUGGGAUCGGGGCGCUGGGGCGGCCUGAGAGAGGCCCGUCAGUGGCGGCGGCGGCGGCGGCGCUGCUGCUCCCGCGGCGGGCGAGAGGGGAGGAGGCGGCGACGGCGGCCCGGUCCGUCUGGAUGAGGGUCCUUCCUCCUCCAGGCCACCUAUGAUCCACCCUUCCCUUAUUUUUCAAAAAAAAAAAAAAGAAAGAAAUGGAUGACAAGGCCUCGGUGGGCAAAAUCAGCGUGUCUUCAGAUUCGGUCUCGACUCUCAACAGCGAAGAUUUUGUCUUGAUUUCCAGGCAAGGAGACGAAACCCCCUCCACCAACAACGGCAGCGAUGAUGAAAAGACGGGGUUGAAGAUUGUCGGAAAUGGGAGCGAGCAGCAGCUGCAGAAGGAACUGGAAGACGUCCUAAUGGAUCCCCCUAUGGAGGAUCCCUCCCAUGACCCGGAGGGGGAGGAAGAGAGCCCCUCCCAGGACGGAGAGGUGGAUGAGCCGGUUCUCCUCGAGGCCUCUGCCUCCUCCACCAUCAACCCCGUGUCCAUGACGGGACCCUCCAAGCCAGAAAUGAGGCUCCCGGUGAAGCCAUCCCAGGGAGAUUCGGAGGAUUCCAGUCCCUUCACCCCAGUGGCUGACGAGGACAGCGUGGUCUUCAGCAAACUCACCUACUUGGGCUGCGCCUCUGUCAAUGCCCCACGGAGCGAGGUGGAGGCCCUGCGGAUGAUGGCCAUCCUGCGCAGCCAAGGCCAGACCUCUGUGGACGUGACGCUCUCUGUGCCAAACGUGUCCGAGGGCACCGUGAGGUUGCUGGAGCCUCCAACGAACACCGAAAUCGCCAACUAUCCCAUUUACAAGAUCCUUUUCUGCGUGCGAGGUCACGAUGGGACUCCGGAAAGCGACUGCUUCGCUUUCACGGAAAGCCAUUACAACUCGGAGCUCUUCAGAAUCCACGUCUUCCGAUGUGAGAUCCAGGAAGCUGUGAGCCGGAUCCUGUACAGUUUUGCCACCGCUUUUCGCCGUUCUGCCAAGCAAGUCCCGCUCGCGGCCCCCAUUACUCCAGAGAUGCCGGACAGCGACAUCUUCACCUUUUCGGUCUCCCUGGAAAUCAAGGAGGACGAUGGGAAAGGCUGUUUCAGUGCUGUUCCGAAGGACAAAGACAGGCAGUGCUUCAAGUUACGGCAAGGGAUCGACAAGAAGAUUGUCAUCUACGUGCAACAGACCACUAACAAAGAAUUGGCCAUUGAGAGAUGUUUCGGCCUCCUUCUCAGUCCCGGGAAAGACGUGCAGAGCGGAGACAUGCAUUUGCUGGAUUUGGAGUCCAUGGGAAAAAGCUCGGAUGGGAAAUCGUACAUCAUCACUGGGAGUUGGAACACCAAGUCUCCACACUUCCAAGUAGUGAACGAGGAAACGCCCAAAGACAAGGUGCUCUUCCUGACCACAGCUGUGGAUUUGGUGAUUACAGAGGUGGAGGAGCCCGUCCGCUUCCUCCUGGAGACCAAAAUCCGUGUCUGUCCCCCCAACGAAAGGCUCUACUGGCCUUUCAGCAAGAGAAGCUCGACGGAAAACUUCUUCCUAAAACUGAAGCAGAUCAAGCAGAAGGACCGAAAGACCAGCACCGACACGCUCUACGAAGUGGUGUGCCUGGAGAGCGAAGCCCAAAGGGAAAGGAGGAAAACCACUGCCAGUCCUGCCAUCUGCCUCCCCCAGUCCGGCUCCCAAGGCUCUAUGAUCCCCUCCCCUCCUGAGGAUGACGAAGAGGAAGAUAACGACGAACCCCUGCUCAGCGGCUCGGGCGACGUCUCUAAAGAGUGUGCGGAAAAGAUCCUGGAGACGUGGGGAGACCUCCUUUCCAAAUGGCACUUGAACCUGAGCGUGCGGCCUAAGGCCUUGUCUGCGUUGGUGAGGAGCGGCGUCCCCGAAGCUCUGCGGGGCGAGGUGUGGCAGCUCCUGGCAGGAUGCCACAACAACGAUUUCCUGGUGGAGAAGUACCGGAUUCUCAUCACAAAGGAGUCUCCCCAGGACAGCGCCAUCACCCGAGACAUCAACCGGACCUUCCCUGCCCACGACUACUUCAAGGACACCGGAGGAGACGGUCAGGACUCGCUGUACAAAAUCUGCAAGGCCUAUUCUGUCUACGAUGAAGAGAUUGGCUACUGCCAGGGUCAGUCUUUCCUGGCUGCGGUGCUGCUCCUACACGUUAUUUUUAAACACUUUCACAAAGUUGGACGAACGGGGGUCAGCCUCUCCGUUUCCUCCCCGUUUCUCUUCCAGGAGUACAGCCCCGACCUCUACAGCCACUUCCUAGAUAUCAACUUAGAAGCUCACAUGUAUGCCUCCCAGUGGUUCCUCACCCUUUUCACCGCCAAGUUCCCCCUCUACAUGGUCUUCCACAUCAUCGACCUGUUGCUGUGCGAGGGCAUCAGUGUUAUUUUUAACGUCGCCCUUGGAUUAUUAAAAACCACCAGGGAGGACUUGCUGCUGACGGACUUCGAGGGGGCUUUGAAAUUCUUCCGAGUGCAGCUGCCCAAGAGGUAUCGCUCGGAGGAGAACGCCAAGAAACUGAUGGAGUUGGCGUGUAGCAUGAAGAUUAGCCAAAAGAAGCUGAAGAAAUACGAGAGAGAAUAUCACACGAUGCGGGAGCAACAGGCUCAGCAGGAGGAUCCCAUUGAAAGGUUUGAGAGAGAAAACCGACGCUUGCAAGAAGCCAACAUGAGGCUGGAGCAGGAGAACGACGACUUGGCCCACGAGCUGGUGACCAGCAAGAUCGCCCUGCGGAAGGACUUGGACAACGCGGAAGAAAAAGCCGACGCGCUGAACAAGGAACUGCUGAUGACCAAGCAGAAGCUGAUAGACGCCGAGGACGAAAAGAGGCGGCUGGAGGAGGAAUCGGCUCAGCUGAAGGAGAUGUGCCGGAGGGAACUGGACAAGGCCGAGUCCGAGAUUAAGAAAAACAGCUCGAUCAUUGGAGACUACAAGCAGAUCUGCUCCCAACUGAGCGAGAGGCUGGAGAAGCAGCAGAUAGCCAACAAAGCUGAAAUUGAGAAAAUCCGGCAUAAAGUCGACGACUGCGAACACUGCCGGGAGUUUUUCAACAAAGAAGGGCGGUUGAAGGUGGCCAGCAUCGCCCGGGAAGGCUCCGACGAAGACACCGACGAGGAGAAGGAGGUGCUGAAGAACCAGUUACGAGAAAUGGAGCUGGAACUGGCCCAGACCAAGUUGCAACUGGUGGAAGCCGAAUGCAAAAUCCAGGACCUGGAACACGACCUGGGACAGGCGCUGAACGAGGUGCAGGCCUCGCGCAAAACCUGGUUCAACCGAACGCUGAGCUCUAUAAAGACAGUGACCGGCGUCCAAGGGAAAGAGACGUGCUGAAGAAGCCGGGUAGCAACCUCGGAGGGCUCCCGGGGCCUCCCGAUAUACCUUCUGCCUUCCAGAGCUUGUCUUGGCCGACCGACCGCGGGCAAGAGAGGACCAGAUGUACAUAGGACUCCCGAAACACACCGCACGGCGGCGGGUUUUUUUUUCUCUCUCCCCCACCCCCCACAGGCCGGACACCCAAGCCGGACACGCGGCUUAUAACGCGAUGAGGGAUCUUCAUACUACUGAUUAUUUAACCGGGGGGGGGGGGAGGGGGGUGGUGUAGCUGUAGGCGGGGGCUUGUCCCCCCCCCCCUUUCUUUUUCCAGAGAAAAACGGUGGUCUGCUCCAUUCCGCAGUCCGUUUGGAGGCGCUAGGUACGAAGAAUUGACCGCCUUCUUCUCACCUAACCGAGUUUACAAGCGAGUGCUUCCCCCCCACCCCCCAGCCCCCUUCGGUUUUAUUUUUGUUUUUUACAGUUCCAACUUUUUAAAAAGGCUCCAUUCGAGAGGAAGAAAUGGGAAACCAAAACCGCCAACCCUCCAGCGUUCUUUUGACAAAAAAAGUCGCAACUCUUCUCGCCCGAGAGCGCGGGCAUGCGCGCGCGAGAGAGAGAGAGGAAGCGGAAGGUUUUCCCCGCUCCUUCCAAGUAGGGGGCUUGCAUGGUUUAACUUUUCAGAAACGGGACUCACGCGCCCCGCUCCCCAAUGUGUGUGUGUGUGUGUGUGUGUGUGUGCGUGUCCAGUCCUGCCCCCACCACCCCCAAACCUGGUCUCUUUCUCAUCUGUCCAGCGCUUAGUUCUCCAUCAUGAAAUAACUUCUAUGCAACUCAGCGGGAUUGGGGGGCUGUCCUAAGGCAACCGCUUCCCCCCGGCCUCCUCCUUCCCCCACCACACCCCGGGGAAGACCUCCUGCUCCUGAACGCAAGCUGAGAUUCGACGACUCCGUUUCAUCAGGGUCCGUUUUAUACAUAGGCGGGUGCGCGGCUCGUGUUGCGUGAGCUUACAACCCGCCCGCCCGCCCGCCUUCCUCAAGCUUCCUCCGGGCUCCGCUUCGCUCCCGAGAAAAGUCGAGGAAGGCGGAAAGCCGCCUCUCCUUUGCCGCUUCGGAUUUGGGGCCUCCCGGUGCAUCCACUCCAAAAUGGUUGCUCGGCUCUUGACACGAGAAUCAUUGACCUCCAUUUUGCUUUUAUCUCCGUUUUUUUUUUGGGGGGGGGAUGAGUUUUUUUCCUGCCUGCAGAAAACAGGUAGGAGCGAGAUACAAACAGCCUGGGAAACAAGGGGAGCUUCAUUUUUGACCACUGUUGCUGCUGCUGCUAAACUCACCUUCUGCCCUGACUCCUUGAGGGCCAGGCUUCACGUUCCCCCCCUUCCCCAUCAAACACUCCCCAAUUUUUGUAACUACACACAAGUAGGUGAUAACGCUACUUUUAAGGCUUCGAAGGGCCGUAGAGCAGGGCUCUCCAUCCUUGGCAACCGUUGCUUGAAAGACUUGUGGACUUGCAACUCCCAGAGAAUUAAUCCUUGGCUGAGGAAUUCUGGGAGUUGAAUUGAACAAGUCUUGAAAAGCUGCCAAGGGUUGCAGCGUCCAAACCUCGCACCAGGAAAGCUGAAGAAUGAAUUUGUUAUCCUUUUUUUUUUCUUCUUCUUCUUCUUUUGUUGGCACCUUUUUAUUUAUACCGAUUUAUCCAAUGCUGAAGUAGCUGGGUUGUUUUGUUUUUAAAUCCGCAGAUGAACUUAACCGUGUGCAGUGUGUGUGAGUGUAGGCCGGUUAACCCCUCCGAGGCACUGUUUGUAUAUAAAGAUAAUUUUUAUUCCCAAGCUCUUCCUUUUCUCCUCCUCCUCCUCCUCUUUGACCCGAUCUAACGCUAGCUUGACGCAAACUGAGAUCAAGAGGUGAAGCCAUCUCCCCCUCCCCCGAGCGCUCACGAUUUCUCUCCCUUUAAACUGUAUACAUGAGUAUCUUUCUUGUUUAAUAAUAACGAGGACAAAAAAAACAAAAAACAAAGCCAACCUUUACAAUAUUACUGUAACUCCAUUGAUAAUAAAGCAAAAAUAAAAACGUGUGGACCUUGUGGUAGAAUAGUUGCGUGUAGCAUUUUGGAUUGACCUAUAAACUUAGUAAAACGGUUAUUCA